AUGGAAGUUGAGGCCCUACUUGACCACCCAAGGUUGGGGAAGACGGGAACCUUUGCGUCCACACGCGCGUACUCGGACGCGCCGAGCCCUGUUAUUGAGUUGAAGGGACUUGGAACCCUUGGACUUCCGCUAAGCUCUCGCACCGCAGCUGCGCUAUGCGCCUAUGGAAGCGACGCCCAUCCGAAUGGCAGUGAUGUGGAGAGCGCUUGUAAUCUAACGGUCUCAACGGACACUUGUCUGCAUCGAGAGAUCGAGGAGAGUAAGGUCAUAUUCCAUAACGCCAGGUGGAUUGCCUUCCUUGAAAAGGCUUGCUUAGCUGUACGAUUAACACUGGGAAUCCUGGCCAAGACAAAAUGUCAGCUCUCCCGACUGCUCUUCCAGGAGCCAGGGAAGUGCAUUCAGUACCGCAUAGCUAGGGCCUUCUCCGCGCAGUCCACGCAAGUCGUCGGAAGGAUCGCCAUUGCUCUACCUGCUCAGUACGCGGGCGGCGACGCAGAGGUCAUCCACGGCAAUGACAUGAUCCAAUGUUCCCCCGAGUUGCACGGUGCCUUCGCUACAAGUGUCAUCGCCUGGCGGACCGACGCGACGACCAAACUUGGGCCCCUCACACAAGGCUGUCGCAUCCUCCUCACAUUCGAUCUUACAGCAGACGUUGAGCCUUCGAAGGCAUUGCUGCCCGUCAACAACAAACUCCUCUCACUACUACGCCGAUGUUUGUCCACAUGGGCAGACUCACGGGGCCGGGGUGACGUUCCCUUCAAAAACAUAUCUCUCCUCCCCAACCGCCACAAAUAUCCUCGUAUGAAUCUCCGGGCGAGCGCCCUCAAAGGCACGGCUGCGCGGCUGGUCUCCAUAGUCGAGGAGCUCGCCCUGCCUCUCGGCUUCCGUCUCGGCCUCGCGAGCGUAACGUUGCGCAAGUCCCUGGCGGGGUAUGAAAACAGGAACCGAGGCAGCCCGGGCUACGGCGACAUCGAGGAGCCGGAAGAAGUAGAUUAUAUGAGGUCUGUCGAGAUCAAGAACCUUGUCAGUCUUCAGGGAGAACUCCUGCUACAAACCGUCUCAAUGGAGAGCGAGGAGGGCGGGAUGGUCCCCCGUGGCUGGGAUUACAGGUUCUGGGAUUGGGACGAGUCGGACGAAUCGGAAGAAGAUUACGACCAUCCAGGCGACGACGCGGAGUAUGCUCUUAUUCAUCUUGCGUCUCACAGGGCGGCUUUGGUCAUAUGGCCGGCCUGGGCGAACCGCGCCAUGUUCGAUUCGGAAGACUUUGCGCGCGCCCUAGGCGUCGUCAAAGAUAUCCAAUCAUCCCGCCCUAGCGCGGAAGAGCUGGAAGCCCUCGAGGCAGUCUUAACCCACGCACUCCCAGCAAAUGCCCCGUCAGUGCUGCCCGCCGUAGCUCGUGUCGCGUUGAGGUGGAAAGAUGUCUCACUAUGGCUCCGCGCGGUUCAGGCGUACGACGGGGACACUUCGGUGCGGGCCUCAGGCUUAGCAGAUGUCGACGCAGCCUACAAAACCUUUGGGUUCGGAGAGGUGCAAGCAGUAAUCGACCGCGCCCUUAGUGGAGAAGCAUCGACCCUCACAGCGCUCGACUUCUUGCAGAAGAUCCGCACAUGGAUAUCCGAGGACACCGCAGAUAGUACUCUAGAGAACUUUGUCCUCCUCCAGCUUGGCAAAAUCCUCACCGAAUUCAAGGAGCCACAGGCGGACGAUGUACCGCGGCUACUAGAGGCCGCACACGAUUACGGAGGCGACGACUUCCUGGAAACUGUUGUCAUUCCUCGACUCAAGACCUUCAACAAUUCUGCUCUGCUCGAUGCAUGUUUGGCCCAUAUCCAUACCAUGACCGGUCGCGUUCACCCUGAGGUGUCCCGCCGUCUAGUCGAGGACAUCCUGAUGACGUUCCUGUCCCCCCUCGAUAUUUACAGCGUCGAUGAUAAGGACCCUAUCGAACACUGCGUCCGGCGUUGCACCCGUGUCGGGCGGAGCGAUCUAUGCGCACCAUUAUUCGCACGUUUGGCGACACUGCCGACAACAUGGGACAUUAGCUGGCGGCAGGCCUUUUUGGAGAAGGUGCUGCUUCCGUUCCUCCUGUCUGUCGACAGCGGCUUGGGCAUCUCACCGUGCCUUUCGGAUCUGGUUCCUCCCCGGAGACUCGUAGUUUCGACUCUCUUGGAGGCCGUCCAAACCCCACCUUUCCUCGACCCUUCGAAGGUGUCUACCCUCACGGACCUAGUUGAAGCUGGAGCCCCGUGGGAGCCCUGUCUGUCGAAUAUCCUAUCAACGCUCUCAUCGGUUCAUCUCGACCGCGCUCCACUCCAGGAGCUACUUCGAGCGUUACUUAAAGGGCAUCGUGAGCUCAUCACGAGUUUGUCAACUAGCGAACUAAGCAAACACGUCCGUGCGCUGGUCGACCACUACCUGGCCACGGUCAUUCCCGAGUCCCGGGCACCCAUUGCCCUAGACCCAUCGGCCACCCAGCAGCUCGUUGACUCCGUCGAGCUAUGCCUUGAUCUCGGGCUCCCAGAAGCAAGUUCGGCCCAUAUUAGCCACAUCCUCUCCUCUGCGGCUCUCAACAGGGAACCCCAAGAACUACGAGAGUUUCUCUUGAUCCUCGUCCCUUCCCUCCGUGCCGCGCUCCUCACUCACCAACAAUCUCCCACGUCCGAGCUCUGGACCCCCGUCUUCCGCCGGAUCAUCAUGCGCUGGCUUCUCGAUGUCAUGGGGGCUUGUCCGGACGACUUCGACCACGUCAAAUCGAUGCUACAAGACGCUCUGUCGACCUGGACCUGCAACUGCGCCCCGUGUUCUUCCGCCAAGACAUUCCUGAGCGAGAGCACCGACACGACCACGGUGUUGGAACGCAUAGGACGGCAGCGACAGCACAUCGAAAAAAUGCUGCAGCAGCACGCAUCGCUGCUUGCUCGAUGGUCGGUCUGGCGCGUCCCGCCUGUCCCGAUGUGCCUUACGCUCACAAAGACCGAGCCUUUAGCUGAGGUCGUCCGAUGGGAGACAUACCGCAAAGAAGGGCUCGAGCUGUUGAAGACCAUCGCUGCCGCCGACGAGGACCGCCAAAAGAUACUCGGCUCGGACGUAGAAUGGGUCUACGAGUUGCUGGUGGACGAUGCGCCUUCGAGAGAACAGGUGCUCAUGCUCGAAGCGGCACCUGCACCUUCCGCGGUCCUUGUCGAGGGGGGUCCAUCAUUGCCUGUCAAGCGACCACGCUCUCCUUCGCCUCUACCCUCUACCCUGGAAGCACUACAAUCGGAUGGUAUGGCAAAUGCGGAACGGCGACCGGUGAAGCGGGAAAGGUCGCAAUCCGUCACGAUCAAAACCGAAAUGGACAUGGAUGUGUCGUAGACCACAUGUCGUGCUGACAGCCGUCAGGGAGAUUGGUAUGCAAACAGUAUUGAUCUUUUC
Messenger RNA from Trametes versicolor FP-101664 SS1, 3414 nucleotides. RefSeq lists its product as uncharacterized. The record is from RefSeq and is a predicted model, not a curated record. The transcript is spliced from 10 exons. NCBI's taxonomy places the organism in Eukaryota, Fungi, Basidiomycota, Agaricomycetes, Polyporales, Polyporaceae. Bases 1 to 3354 code for a protein of 1117 amino acids.